AUGGAGGAUGAAUCAAUCAGACAACUACUCAGCUACAGCGACGCGCCAGGUGAGAUCCGACGUCAGCUGCUCCGUCUCUCCUCCUGCUGCUUCAUCAUUCCUUCCUACAGGCACAAGGAUCCGAUCCUAAGUAGGAAUUUGAUCCCUGGAUCCGAUUUAUCGGUCACUCACCGUCUCCACAAACUCUCGGUUUCCAUUUCCACCCAAAUUCGAUCUCUCUUUUCUCGCAAACAGAUGGAAGCGUCGUCCGUGGAUUCACAGGCCGACUCGAGUCUGCUUAAAGAAUUCUACAUCCCUACGUAUGUACUCGUCCCCGAAUCGGAGGCCGUCAAUGUUCCCGACGUGCCGCAGUGUCCGGUUUUGGUGUUCAUCAACUCCAAGAGUGGCGGCCAGCUCGGCGGGGAUCUUCUCGUAACCUAUCGAUCCGUUCUCAAUGACAGUCAGGUUUUCGAUUUGGGGGUAGAGACCCCUGAUAAAGUGCUGCGGAGGAUAUAUAUGAAUAUUGAGAGGCUCAAGUCUGGAGGUGACGAUUUUGCUGCUAAGAUUCAGGAGAAAUUGAAAAUAAUUGUUGCAGGUGGUGAUGGAACUGCUGGCUGGCUUCUUGGAGUUGUCUGUGAUCUCAAGUUCCCUCAUCCUCCUCCCAUUGCAACUGUGCCUUUGGGAACUGGGAACAACCUUCCUUUCGCUUUCGGUUGGGGGAAAAAGAAUCCUGGGACAGAUCGUCAAUCUGUAAUUUCCUUUCUGAAGGAAGUAAUGAAAGCUAAGGAAAUGAAAAUAGACAACUGGCACAUUCUGAUGAGAAUGAAGACCCCCAAAGACGGUUCUUGUGACCCUAUUGCACCUCUCGAGCUACCACAUUCUCUGCAUGCAGUUCACCGUGUCUCUUCUUCAGACGAAUUCAACAUGGAAGGAUAUACCACAUUUCGUGGAGGGUUCUGGAAUUACUUUAGCUUGGGCAUGGAUGCUCAAGUAUCUUAUGCAUUUCAUUCUGAGAGGAAAUUGCAUCCUGAAAAAUUCAAGAACCAGCUGACCAAUCAGAGUACCUAUGCCAAGCUUGGUUGCACACAAGGGUGGUUUUGCGCUUCUGUUUUUCAAUCCGACUCAAGAAUAGCUAGCCUGGCAAAGGUGAAGGUCAUGAAAAGACUAGGGCAUUGGGAAGAUCUAAGCAUAUCGAAUGGGAUACGGUCAAUAGUGUGCCUCAACUUGCCCAGCUUUUCUGGCGGGCUAAACCCUUGGGGAACACCAAGUACUUGGAAACGCCGUGAUAGAGACUUAACUGCACCCUUUGUGGAUGAUGGGCGUAUUGAGGUUGUGGGUUUUAGAGACGCAUGGCAUGGCCUCGUCCUUCUUGCACCUAAAGGACACGGGACUCGCCUCGCACAGGCACAUAGAAUCCGGUUCGAGUUCCACAAAGGUGCAGCAGAUCACACGUUCAUGAGGAUCGACGGGGAGCCCUGGAAGCAACCCUUGCCAGUGGAUGACGACACCGUUGUAGUGGAGAUCUCACACCUAGGUCAGGUGAAUAUACUUGCCACGAAUGACUGCCGAUCGAGGAGUAUGAGCGAUCCAUCGACACCGAGUCACCAUGCUCAUGAUGAAGAGGACCGCGAUAGCGAUGAGGAGGAUUCAGUACAGGGGGAAGAGUUCAGGAAGUUUGGUGCUGCUGAUACGUUCAAAAUGCCAGAUGAGUUUGACAUUUCCCAUCUUAGUUAA
Molecule: messenger RNA, 1713 nt
Organism: Linum trigynum
Lineage: Eukaryota; Viridiplantae; Streptophyta; Magnoliopsida; Malpighiales; Linaceae
Source: the annotation of a GenBank genome assembly